Molecule: messenger RNA, 1425 nt
Organism: Epinephelus fuscoguttatus (brown-marbled grouper)
Lineage: Eukaryota; Metazoa; Chordata; Actinopteri; Perciformes; Serranidae
Product: cAMP-regulated phosphoprotein 19-like
Exons: 3
Coding region: 138-476 (112 amino acids)
Cellular component (GO): cytoplasm
Molecular function (GO): protein phosphatase inhibitor activity
Source: RefSeq, a predicted model, not a curated record
CAGGCUGUAUGACAGGCUGCAGCCCUCGCCCGCCUAGCCACCGCUCUCUCAGUGCCACCGUUCAUCUUCCAGAGCAGCUGGUUAACGGCUAACGUUACAUCCGCAAAUUUGCGAGCAAAGCCGGGUUAAAUUCAGCUAUGUCCGAGGAAGGUGAAGGAAUGAAGACGUCGGAGGAGCAGCAGGAAAUGGAGGACAAAGUAAUCAGUCCAGAGAAAGCAGAGGAGGCCAAGCUGAAGUCCAAGUAUCCUAACCUGGUAACCAAGCCUGGAGGCUCAGACUUUCUCAGAAAAAGACUACAGAAGGGGCCAAAGUAUUUUGAUUCUGGUGACUACAACAUGGCCAAGGCAAAAAUGAAGAAUAAACAGUUACCGUCAGCCCCAACGGAGAAGACUGAGAUUACAGGGGGGCACAUCCCAACACCUCAGGACCUGCCUCAAAGAAAGACUUCAAUUGUGACCAGCAAACUGGCAUUUUGAUGGUCUUAUGUUUACUGUUUUGUUACCAUUCCAACCCACACUUCAUAUCUACCUGCUGUUUACGUUUAUUUUUCACCUUUGUAUGUAUUCUCUAAGAACAAGUUAUGCACCAAGCCAAAUUCUUGAGUUAAAUGGGCAACUGUUAGGCACUGAGUUGUUAGAGUUAAACAAAACAACAAAAAGUUGUAGCUGAAAAUGUUUCUCAACCUCUAAAAAAAACAAAAUUGUAAUUGAGUAUAAAAAUUGUUAUGCGUAUAAAUUGAUGUUAAUGCUAUCUUAUUCUCACAUAACACUUUCACUUUUAAGUAUAUAUGCCUCCAUACAAGUAGCCUGUUUAAAAAGGAGCCUGCACAGAGAAUCUGAUUAUUGUAGAGGCAAAAAGCUGACGAGUUAUGACCACAGACAGUUUGCAUCAGUGCAUGUGAAAAGUAGAAGUGUAAUUUACGGAUAUGCCUUUCGGUUUGAAACGGUUUUUAGUAUGCAAUUUCACAAAUGGAGGCAUGUUUGUUUAAAUAGUGAAAAGUGACGUAAUAUUGCUUUUCUUGUUUUCUAAUCCUCGAUUGUUUGUUUCCCUUCCUCUCUCUGUGAAGCUGUUUGAUUCUGUGCUUUCAAAGUACUGGAGAUUAGACCCCACACACUUUGUAGCCAGUUGUAUUUUAAUUCAUUUUAGUGACAUUGGUUUGCAAGUACUUACUGCUGGUCUCCAUUUCACCCUGACAUCUAAAAUGGCCUUAAAAGUAAUGAACUGUUGUUCCUCUUGAGCAAUAUUUGCUCCCUCAGUGAGAAUCUUAGUUAUGAAUUUUGCCUGAAAUGUCUGUCAUUGUCUGACUGGAAUCACGUAGGAUUUUAUGGAAAGAAACUCCCAUGACAUGUCUGGAGUGUGCAUGUGCAUUUACUGUGCAGUCACAGUGUGCCAUUCGUUUUGUAAAUAAAAUAGUUUUGCAUAAUA